UGAAAAAUGAUCUAGAUCAGUUUUCAAGAUUGCCAGACGUUCAAUUAGCUGUAAUUUUUUUUUGCCGUGUGGCAACGUCUUUCAAAAACAGAUUCAUAAAAUCCAAAAAAAAAAAAAAAAAUACAUAAACCAUAUAGAAUUUCUCGAAUGGCUGUGGUUGUGCUUGACAAUGGUGCGUACACAGCCAAAGUGGGACUUGCCACACAGGAGGAGCCCCAAGUGGUGCCCAAUUGUAUAAUGAAGGCGAAAAGCGAACGACGCCGGGCAUUUGUGGGUAAUCAAAUUGAGGAAUGUCGCGAUACUUCAGCGCUCUAUUACAUCCUGGCGUUCCAGCGUGGAUAUCUACUCAAUUGGGACACUCAGAAAACCGUGUGGGAUUACAUAUUCAGCAAGGAAGGCAUCGGAUGUACGCUGGAGAAUCGCAAUAUUGUCAUCACGGAGCCACAAAUGAACUUCCAGAGCGUCCAGGAGGCAAUGCUCGAGAUGCUGUUCGAGGAGUAUCGUGUGGCUGGAAUGUACAAGGCGACAGCUGCUGAUCUGGCUGCCUUCAAUUAUGUGGCAGACAGUGAGGAGCGCACCACAAUGCAAAACCUCAACUGCAUCAUUAUCGAUGUGGGCUAUAGCUUCACGCACAUUGUUCCAUUUGUGCUGGGACGGCGAGUGCUCGAGGGGAUCAGGAGGAUUGAUGUCGGUGGCAAGGCGCUAACGAAUCACCUUAAGGAACUCAUCUCCUAUCGCCAUCUAAACGUCAUGGACGAGAGUCAUGUGGUGAAUCAAAUCAAGGAGGAUGUUUGCUUCGUAGCCGAGGACUUUAAGGACAUGAUGAGUGUGCAUCACAACGAGAAGCGGAGGAGAGAAGUGGCCGUUGAUUAUGUGCUGCCCGACUUUACGACUGUGAAGCGUGGCUAUAUACGCGUGCCUGGCCAGCCGCGUGAGGAUGAGGAGCAACAACAAAUGGUUCCAUUGUGCAAUGAACGCUUCACUGUGCCCGAAGUGCUCUUCAAUCCCUCGGAUAUUGGUAUAUCACAGGUGGGCAUACCAGAGGCCGUUGCGGAUGCACUUCAAGCGUGUCCCUGGGAGGCACAUCGCGAGCUCCUGCUUAAUAUUCUAAUUGUGGGCGGCAGUUCACAGUUUCCCGGCUUCUUGCCACGCCUCAAACGUGACCUGCGUGCUCUAGUUCCCGAUGAUCUGGAGGUAUCCCUCAUUUGUCCAGAGGAUCCGGUGCGAUACGCUUGGUAUGGCGGCCGGGAAGUCGCCACCAGUCCAAACUUUGACGAGUUCAUUUAUACGCGAGACGAUUACGAAGAGUUUGGCAUCCAUGGACUGCAGCAGCGCUAAUUGGCAAUCUUUAAUUUUUUUUAAACUAAUUUAAUAGGCCUAUAAUUUAUUUGUAUAGCUCGUAAAUUGUAUAGAUAUGUGUAUUAAAGAAAUAGCCAUUGCAGUGUGUGUCCCUUAAAAAAAAAAA
Molecule: messenger RNA, 1465 nt
Organism: Drosophila innubila
Lineage: Eukaryota; Metazoa; Arthropoda; Insecta; Diptera; Drosophilidae
Gene: Arp6
Product: actin-related protein 6
Exons: 1
Coding region: 148-1338 (396 amino acids)
Cellular component (GO): Swr1 complex
Molecular function (GO): nucleosome binding
Source: RefSeq, a predicted model, not a curated record